GGUAGAGGUCUGGAAUAACGCACACACACAAAACACCUACCAGGCACAUAGUUGUCGCACCAGUGGGAUGUCCUAUUAGCAGACAAUACGUAUACAAUUGGUAGCGCAGCGCCCUUCGAUUGUAUUUACGCGGAUGUCGGCGCGGCUUGCAGCAUCACAACCUGUAGAGAAAGGGUAUGCAGUUAAUUUACGCCGAGUGCAGGCCCCAUGCACGGCCUCGCCCGCGUCGCCGCCUUCCUCGUCGCCUCCGUGUCGGGGUCGUUGCUAGCCGUGAUCGUGUUGCAGUAUCGGGAGAUCCUCGACAGCAGCAGGCAGACCCCGCCAGUCGUGCUACCGCGGUCGCCCAGCUAUCUCAAGUGGCUCUCCGACCAUGGUCUGAGGCGCGCAACCAGCGGUGACGUGAACGAGGCACGCCUGCUGUACGAACGGGUGCCCGUGCUAUGCUUGGUGCGCGCCACAUCCGCGCAGCAGGCGCGCUCGGUGCUGAACACCUGGAGCCGCCGUUGCAACCGCGUGGUGUUCUUCGGGACCCUCUCGGACGCGCACGUGCCCGUCGAACGUGUGCCGUUGGGCGACGUCGCCGCGGCGUGCGAACUCUUCGCUCGCGUACUAGCCCGGCACGGAGGCUUGUUCCGCUGGCUGCUGCUAGUGGACGACGAGACGUUCGCCGUGGUGGAGAACCUGCGCCUCUACGUGGCUCCGCUGAACGCCAGUCAAGUGCACUACCUGGGACACUCCGUGCGAUGGGGUUCCGGCUUCUACAACGCGCUCGCGGCCGGCAUAGCGCUCAGUGAGGGCGCCGUGCGGGCGCUUCGAAACCGCUGCCGGCCGGCGGCCGAUCUCGAGCGUAUGGUGGCUGCCUCGCUGCCACGUGCGCAGCCCGUUGACACGCGCGACACGCUACUGCGGAGCCGAUUCAACCUGUUCGGUGUCGAGCAGAUGCUCAUACCAGGAUCGGUUGCCUACGAACACCGGCGAUCCAGCAUCUUCCGCAGCCCCGAGGGUGGACGCUGCUGCAGCCAGCACGCCAUCACCUUCCACGGAGUGAAUCCGGUGGACAUGUUCCUGCUGGAGUACCUGGUGUAUGGGCUGCACAUUGGGCCAGGGGGCGGCCUGUCCCCGACCAACAGUCCACCGGCCAACGUCCCCAUGGAGCUUACCAGCCUGCUCAAGGGGAAAGCCUUUGUCAAGCCUUAUGGCGUCCCUGCUGCCUGAUCUAAGUGCAGGGCCUAUUCUCUUCUCAGUUGUGCCUUAAACAUUUGCUGUAAUUAAGGAUGAGUGUCAUGCAUAUUUACGAGACAUUUUUAUGCAUAAAAUAUUUUCAUACCCUUUUCAGUCCCAGUGAACCCAUUUUCGGAGUCAUUGCUUUGGGCAAGCACAGCCAAUUCUGAAGCAAAUAUUUUUUACCUUCAACUUGAAUUUCUCAAAUGGAGAGCAUUGCUUUAGCUCAAGCAGAAUGGCGCUCAAUGUCUGCAUCUGUGAUGCACAGAGGAUUUGAAAAUCGCAUUUAAUGUCAACAUUUUUUUUUUUAAAUUGGUAUGUGUGACAGCACUACCAAAGGGUCUUAAAUGAAGUUGAAAUCAAUGUUUAUGUAUAAUCUAUAUAGUUAAUUGUAGUUAGUAGCUGUUUAAAAACAUCGAAUACUAAAUUUAUUUAGAGAAAAUAAUUAAAAUUUUACCACUUUUUUUCACGGUUCAUCCAAAAUAUAAUUUUGCCUGUUUUCUAGUGCACUCGGGAGCAUAAUAAAGCUUGAAACACAUUGGCCUGGAAUUUCCAUCUUGGAACAGAGGAUAAACUGUACAGUCUGAAUUCUAAGUUGAUGCACAAAUGUUGCCUCUUAAUAAAGUGGCAGUUAGGGCUAAUUUUUCACAAAUUUGAGGGUUAAAAUUAAUGGUUGUGAGCCAAAAAUUGUGUUUUCCACAAGAGAAAAUUGGAGAUAGAAGCAAAAAAAUUUUAAGUCGUCAGCCUAAGUGAGAAUCAUGCACAAGCAUUGUGUGUGGCCAGCAGAUGGUUGCGCCUUACUGAUUAAUUACUGUGUUGUAAGAACGAGUGUCACGGGCAGAUUUCCAAGACAUUUGUAUGCAUAAAAUAUUUUCAUUAUAAA
This is a messenger RNA of Rhipicephalus microplus (southern cattle tick), 2104 nucleotides long. RefSeq names its product glycoprotein-N-acetylgalactosamine 3-beta-galactosyltransferase 1. The record is from RefSeq and is a predicted model, not a curated record. Lineage: Eukaryota; Metazoa; Arthropoda; Arachnida; Ixodida; Ixodidae. Gene Ontology annotation, molecular function: N-acetylgalactosaminide beta-1,3-galactosyltransferase activity.